Messenger RNA from Pararge aegeria (speckled wood butterfly), 1796 nucleotides. Its product is annotated as probable E3 ubiquitin-protein ligase sinah. Gene Ontology annotation, molecular function: ubiquitin protein ligase activity; zinc ion binding. The transcript has 5 exons. Bases 241 to 1269 code for a protein of 342 amino acids. The record is from RefSeq and is a predicted model, not a curated record. Gene Ontology annotation, cellular component: cytoplasm. Lineage: Eukaryota; Metazoa; Arthropoda; Insecta; Lepidoptera; Nymphalidae.
GUCGCGCGCGCACGUACGAGUGUAACAUAAACAAAACCGGUUCCAUAGAGCCAAAGUUGUUCGCGGCAUACCGCAAUACUUUUUCUUUCUCUCUUUAUUAUGACAUUUUACGUUUCAUCAGUGAGUGUUCCGAGUGAUAAGAGUUCAUUGUGCUACAUUGUAAAGUUGCAAUAGUUUACUUGGUGUACUGUUUGAUAUAUGUGCUACUGUUGUUUGUGAGUAUUCGAGACAGAGAACACCAUGUUUCCACGUAUACAAGGAUUGUUUCACUCCGUUACGGAUAAGAGAUCUCAGAACGACUGUGGACAGAACAGCAUGACUAUAGUAACAGAGAAGAAGUUAGAAGAUGACGCUUCAGAGUCUUCUAGUGGAGAGAAUGUGGAUAUAGAAGAUAAAUCUCUACCAAUAGUAGAGCCAGCUUUAGAGUCAACCGAGGGCCACGCCGCUCAGUGCGCCUGUCCCAACUGCGAUGAGGUCCUCUCAAGAUUCUCAGAAUGCAGUAUAUGCUUGGAGCCUUUACAGUGUUGCGGCCCCUGUGUCUGCCCGUGGUGUGGGGGGGUGUGGUGCGCGCGGUGCUCGCGACGCAUGUCCCGCUGUGCAUGGUGCCGAGGCAGUCUGCGCGCACCCGCCGUGCCCUGCCUCGCGCUCCAGAGACUCAUCAACGACCUGACGCUGCCGUGUAGGAACUAUAGACGGGGUUGCACAGAACUUUUGACAGCAAAUAUAAGGGCAAAGCAUGAAGAGGAAUGCAAAUACGAUACAAUGAUUUGCCCCAUCACGCCUAAUUGUUGUUCGGUCCCCUUUGAAGAACUAUCAGCUCACCUCCAAUCAAACCAUAACAUCAUUGCCGUUUACUCUCAGAAGAUCAAGAUAUUAAUAGAAAACUUCCAAACCAAACUUAAGAAAACUGCAUGCUGUAGAACCAAAUACAAGAUCGUACUGCUCUAUCAAAAAAGUGCUUUCAUUAUUAAAGUAUGUAUAUACAAUUACCACGUAAAAGUUGAAGUUAUGAGACGGAAGCUCGGAUAUAUCGCUGAUGUUAAAUCAGAAUCAAGAAAGAGUGAAUACUGUGCACUGAUUGAAUUCCAAAGUAAAGCGUUGUGUACCAAAUCAGCAAUACUUAUUGAGAAUGAAGCAUAUAGUAAGAAAGCUGAAGUACAAUGGAACGAUGUGAUACUCAAGUCAGAAAACGACGAAGCUAUUACCAUUCAUGUUAAUAUUGGAAAAGCUGAUGCUGACCCUAUACGGAAAGAACUACCCGAUUCAUGAUAAAGUGGAGAAAUUAAACUGGUGUAAAUACAUGAUAAAUAAACAAGACAUGUGAUUAAACACGACGCUUGCACUCGAAGAUGUUUUAAACGAAACAGAUUUAAAGCUAUCUUCGAAGAGUUAUUAGAGGCCAAAAGAACUUAAGUUAGAGUUGACAACAACCCGACGUUAUAUUAUAUUUUUUCUCUUAUGAAAUCAACGGAUGAACAAGUCUAAAUUUGUUUUAAAUCAUGAGUUGGUAAAAAGGAGUUUUUAUUUCAGUCCUUUUUAGCACGAUGCUUAUGCAAAGUUGAUAUUUUAAGAGGGUUCCUUAAAAUUAAAGAUAAUGUCAAAUGAUUAGAAUAUACAUUCCAAUGGAUUUGCAUCAUAUUUUUUGUGAUUUUACUGUAAGAUAUUAACUAAGUAGGAGGAUAGUCAAAGUUAUCAGGUUAGUUAUACAAUGACUGAUAUAGACAUAACUAUUAGAUAGGUACGUACUUAGAUUUUGCGAUUGUAUUUCAAUGUAAGUUUUAAAAUAAAAAGUUUGA